Diorhabda sublineata is the source of this 7698-nucleotide messenger RNA. RefSeq lists its product as uncharacterized. NCBI's taxonomy places the organism in Eukaryota, Metazoa, Arthropoda, Insecta, Coleoptera, Chrysomelidae. The record is from RefSeq and is a predicted model, not a curated record. The coding region runs from base 206 to 7345 and encodes 2379 amino acids. The transcript has 17 exons.
AAUCUUAGUUCCGAAAGAUACGUCUUUAUGUUCGUUUUGUGAUCGGACGAUAAUGAAAUAUCGGUUUUUAAAUAUGUGUUACUCGGAUAUAUCCCGUCAAUCUUGUGACCAGUAUAAGCGAAUUAAAAAUCCACUAUCCCUUGCUUUUCUAUAUAUUACUUCAACCGCUAAACAUUGUCUUCGGUGAAUUUGAGAGCAAAUAUAUAUGGAAAUGUUUACCUGCGUGUGGCACUUAUGUGGAUGGGUGGAUCCCUCUAGUAUGGAAACAAAGAAAGGGAUCUUCCAAACUCAACAUAGCAGCUCAUUUUCACAGUAUAACGAUUCAAAAGAAGUUGAAACUUACUUGAAACAUCCACAAAAUACACCUACUGACCGCCUAGAUGAAAACCAACAACUCGGCCUAAAAUAUUCCAGUGAUAAAUCCAAUCAGCAUAUUCGAUUUGAUAAUGAAUAUAGAGUCAUUCGGACACCAGAUAUUAAUGUAAUUCCUAGUCCCCAUUCAUUUAACAAUCAUUAUGUUCAGUAUCAAAAAUCCUUUCAAAGACCUUACUAUAAUACUACUCAAGUCACAUCUGCAUCUAAUCUUUCACAUAACAUAGUAGUACCAAAUACUCCUCAGAUGUGGAUACCGGAGCAAUCGCAUUAUCACCCACAACCUUUCCAAAAAAGUAUUCCAAGUGCUCAACAAUAUUCCACUAAAAUAAAUAAUUUUGAAAAGAGAAAAAUAAAUGCCACGUCGCAACUGAAAUCUCCAAUUGCUAAGAGACCGCUGGAAGCACCCGUAACAUUGCAAGGCUGGUUGCAUAAACAAGGAUCAGAAGGGCUUAUGCUAUGGAAGAAAAGGUGGUUUGUUUUGUCAGAAUACUGCCUAUUUUAUUACAAAGGUCCUGAAGAAGAGAAAAUACUUGGGUCAAUUUUGCUACCUUCAUACAAAGUAUCUCUGUGUAGACCCAACGAAAAAAUUGGAAAAAAAUACGCUUUCAAGUGUGAACAUGCUAAUAUGAGAACUUAUAUAUUAGCUGCAGAUUCACAAGAACUGAUGAAACAAUGGAUAUAUAAUUUAAAUUUAGCAACUAUGAUGCAAACUAACAUAGAACAAAAACCAUAUAUUCACAAUACACCUGCUCAACAGAAAAUAGUAGAUAAUAAUUGUCAGUGGCCUGGAGGAAAUUAUCAAAAAACGCCUUCAUCUCAUCUUACUCUCCCUCCAUCAAACUGUAUUUUACAAGAUCACGGCUCUUUUAAUCAACCAUUAUACGCCAAUGCACCUCCAAAACCGAGGCGACUUAAUGAUGGUAUAUUUCCCAGUUCUGAUAUUUCAGACCGAUAUAUUCUUCAUUAUGUAGAUCCAGGAUCCUUGGAAAAAUCACCUGGUGCUAACUAUUCCUCUGUCAAUUACAGUUCUAAAAACAAUAGGGAGUAUGUUACUUUUGGUGGUGAAUUUCAGGCUAAUCACGAUUUUGAACGAAGAACCCCAGAUACUUAUGGAAGAUCAAAAUUAAGCCAUCUGUUUUCCACAGAUUACGAAGAUGUGUAUAGUGAACAACAAACAAUGUAUAGAAGACCUGUUAGUCCUGUAGGCCAUAGUAAUAUUGUUAAAAGAAAUAAUCUGCUACCAGUAAUUCCCAUUCAUCGUUAUUAUACACCAGUAAACAUGGUUGGACCAACCAAAAAUAUACAAUGUGCCGCUCCUCAAAUGAGAAAAAAUUCAGAUGUCAAUAUCGUGAGACCCCAUAGCGCCGACUUUUUAGAAUACGAAUUAAAUCACAAGUUACAAGAUGAUUUAACGCCACUUAAACAACGACCACGCCCUAAAUCUAGCUUAGAAAUAAAUGCUAAUUCAACUGAUAACCAUAACUAUUUUUAUUCAAAGGAGAGAUACGCCGAAAAAAUGAGAAAAUCGGCUCAAUAUCUGCAAAAUAAACCUAUUAAACAUAAUAACGAAAUAAUUUAUAAUAUGAAUGAGUCAAUUACGUGUCCAACUCAUGAAAACACCUAUCCUUUUGUAGGCAGACUUCAAGCACAUAAUCAUAUACCUGAAAACAACAAAAUGCAAGUAAACGAUAUGCACAAAUCCCAACCAGUAAGAAGUAAGAGCGUAUUAAGUGAUGAUAGUAUCUCAAAAGAAUUUAGCACUGACAUAGAUACAAAACUUUUUAUAGAAUGUGAUUCGCUCAGCUCAGAUUAUAUGUUUGGAAAUUGCCGUAGUGCGGAGUACGACCUCAUUACUAGGUCAGCUAGUGCUAGAUUACCUCAGACACCUUCCCAAGUAGAUCGAUCAUCUGUUGACAGCAUUAGAAGCAUUAAUAGAGAUAGAGAAAGGAAGAGAGAAGAGUCGAUUAGAAGGCUUUUGGAAUGGAAACAGCGUAUGUUGCAAUCACCUUUAAAUAGAAAAAUCCAAGGAAAUGUUGCUUACCGUGCUAAAAACGACAUUUAUAAUAAUCGUGAUAAUUAUAAAUACUGUAGAAAUUCGAAGCAGUCCGAAUUAUACAUGGACGAAGAUCAAUCUAAAAGUUCAACUCAGUACAAUAGUUAUUCUUCAGAUGACGAAGAAAAUGAGAAGAGAAGCAAAGAAAUUGUUCAGUCACAGGCAGGAGGGAUCUUGGACAAUGAGCGACCUACACCUGCACAAUCCACCUCUACCACUACUCAUAUUACCUCCACUGAUUUUGUAAAGCCUCAAUGUCAUCUUGAACUGCGUGAAACAUCCUACACAAAUAUCUUUGAAAAUUUAUUAGUUUCUUACAACCAAGAUGAUUUUUCGCAACAUUUCAAAAAAUUUACAAAGCAAGACCUUGAGCAUAUAGCAAAUCUUCAAUUGAAACAUCGAGAAAAACAAGAUGAUUUAGCCUCUCAUUCAUAUGUCGAACUUGAAGGCAAUAAAGAUACAGAAAAUUCAGAAGAAAAUGUCGAACAGCCUCAUAAUGCUUUGGAAGAAAACUACAUCCCAAUGUCUCCUAACAAAAAUAUCUUGAUUUCACGUAGCAGACACAGUGAAUGCGAUAUGAAUGUAGAUAAAUCCAAAACGGAUGAAAAUCAUUAUGUGGAAAUGACUAAAAAUGUUUCAGGAUAUCUUUUAGAUUCUAGUUUGAAUACCAAGGAAACAGAAAAGUCAGUAGUAUUCAAUGACAACAAAACAGAACCACUCUAUAUGGAAUUAGAAAUUCCGGAUCAAACCACCAAUAAUAAAAUACUGCCUGAUAUAAUACUAAAUCCUAAUAAAAGUACAGCUGCCACAUCAGAUAGUUCUGAUGCCGAUGAUGAAGCAUCUAAAGAUUUAGAUUCUUUAGGUACUCCCAACCAACCAAGAUUUAGCUUAUCGGACACAUUUAGACCGGCAUCUUACUACCUAAGGACAAUGCAAAUGAACAUUGAAUUACAAGAUAGCUCCGAUACCGAAUUAGUGUCACCUCUACCUAUUAUUCCUCCUUCACCGCAGCCGUUAGACGAUCUUAGUGGAGGCGAAUAUAUCAAGCUGGCCGUGAAAAAUGAUGAAAAAAUGGGAAUAAAUACUUUGUCGAGCUCAUCAAUUAGUGUAAAUGGAAGAAGAUUCAUUAAAAAGAAAUCCAGUCGACCAAAAAGUUUGAAUAACAUCCCUUUAAAAGGCGAUGAAACUAUUAGCAAAAUUUGUAACAGUGAUACCGAUGAAGAUACAAUAUCUAAUCAACAACCAGUGGAUUAUGUUAAAUCGAGACCCAUCUUAAAAGAGCUUUGUUCUGAUAUAAGUAAUAUAAGCUGUGAUACUGUAGAUAAUUCAACACACCUUUCUAGCAAUAGCGAUAACGUAAACCCAUCAAGAUUCCAUCAAUAUGAAAAUUUGAUGAUUCCUCGCUUCCCAGAUUUUCCAAUUGAAAAAAGCACAAAUAAAUCAGUAGAGGAGUUGAUGGACUUUGUCGGAAAGCAACAAAUAGACCGACCUAGAAGUAGUACGUCAACCUCGGCUGAUAUAAGUAGUUUGAUAUUAAAUUCGAAUAGGUCUACACCCAUUGUAGAAGUGGACGUCUCCUCAUCAGUGUACUCGCCUAAUACUUUAUUACAAACAUUGGCUCCGUAUUAUUAUUCCGAUUUAUCUAUAAAUGUGACUGAUUCGCAGUCACUCCCCUUAACCUUAAAUAAUCAGAGAAAUGCCACAAAAAGUAAUAAAAGAGAUAUUGGUCAUAUAAAAAACCCUAUAAAAGGAAAUCUACGAGUUUCAUCAUACGAUAAUACUUCUAGACUCGCAGCUGAAGCGAGAUCAGCAUCAGUAGACUUCUUAAAUCUUACCGAUAAACCAGGACAUAUAGACAACAAAAAUAUUUAUGAAUCUGAUAGUUUGCAAAAAAGUAAAUCUAGACAUAAUUCUGACGAAGCACGAAAUUUGUUAGUGAAAAGAAAGAGUAACAAAUUUUCAUCCGACAUUACCGUCUUUACCAAAACAAGAGUUAGAAGAUCGCAUUCGUUGGAAGGUUUAUUAGAAAAUGUUUUGCAAAAAAAUAGCAGCUUUACAAAUAAUAUGACAGAAAACAAAGUUUAUGUAUGCAGAGAACCAGAGAACACAUCAGAAGGCAGUUAUUUAUGGGAGGAGGAUUCAAUCUGGAGCGAACAACUAAGAUCUGCUAGUCAACGCCACACGAAAUCCAUGGAAGAUUUAGAUACUAUAGACACGAUAAAAUCACUCAGAGGUAUUAGUCGUAGUGUUACAUACGUUAACGACAAUUUUAGAGCACCGGAUAAACACAAAGAGCAUAGCAAACCAGAUACUCAAAACACAGAGAAUAAACUUAAAAAAGAAGGUAGUUUUAUAUUCGACAGAGAAAAAUUGCGACAGUGGGAUUUAUUAUCAAGUGCACCAUCGGACAAUCAAAUUACAACGACGCUAGCUACCCAGUUGCAGGAAGGUAAUAAUAUAUUGGUAGAUUUAACAGACGCAAAUUGUGAUUCUUCUGAAUUAAAGGGCAACCAAAAUACAGCAUCUGGAUCGAUUUCAAUAAAUACAAGAGACGCAUCUGAAGUUGCUACAAGAGGAACAUUUCCUAGAGUAUUAUCAAAUGAAAAAGUCUGGACACGAACAAAUUUUCCUUCAGAUUCUCGAUCAGUAACAACUAAAAAUUGCGACAAGGAACAAAAUAGGAAACCCGAUCCGAAAGUGUACUAUUCAAAUUUGACUCCUGUCAGAAAGGAAAAUUGGCCACUCCAUGAAAAAGUAAGCGUUUCUGCUGGUGAAUUACUUGGUAGAACUCACGAAGAAUUAGUAUUAUUAUUAAUUCAGUUACGCAGGCAAAGUACACAAACAUUACAAGCAAUACAAAAUUAUUAUAAUGAAAUUGAUAUGAUUCAGGCGCAGUUGUAUGCAGUGAAUCAGGCAAGAAGGAUGGAAAAUUUACAGAAGUUGGAACAGAUUAAACAACAUUUGCUGGAACUUGAAAACCAGUAUGAAAAAGGGAAACCUUUAGUUAAUCUGGUAGACAACAUGGUAAAAUUGGGAUCUUUGUACAGAUCUCCGCAGGAUAAAACUACUGUAACACCAUAUAUUAGAGACCAAUUAGAGUUUAAUCAACAAAUUCAAGAAAGAAGACUUCUUGCAGAAGAAAAACGGGAAUGGAGUAGACUCAAUACAAAUCAUUAUCAAUUCCAAGAAAAGGUACAGCAAUUAUAUAUACUAGAUAGAUUGAUACAUGAAGAGUCUGGUGCGCUUCAAAAUCUUCAAAAAGAUAAAGAAGAUAUAGAGCGUGCCUUGGUAGACUUGAGACAUCGUCUUAGUAAGGGUUUUAAAGAUCCAGGUGAAAUUGAAAUAGCCCAUAAACAACAAAUUAUGCUUGAAAAUGAAUUGAGUAGAGUACAUUAUAUGUUGGCACAAAAUUCUAAAAAACUGGAAGAAACAGUAUCAGGAAAUGCAAGAUUGGAACAAGAGCUUCUGGUUUUAAAACAAAAAUUACAAAGUUCAAGACAACAGAGCUCACCACAGUACUCACAUACUGGUGAUAGCUUCAAGUGCACCCUUGGUAGCAACGUUACAGCAGAAUCCGAUCUUCAAAAAGUGGAAAGAAAGAUUGGUGAAUUACAAAAGCAAAGACAAAAGCUUAGUUUACAAGUGAGACAAUUAACAGAUAAAUCACCCAACAUGUCGUACCAAAAAUCUGAUUUUAACGAUAUUCAAAAUGAUAUUAACAAAAAGAGAAUACAUUCUUUAUGGAGAGAAACUGAUUUAGACACCAUGUCAAUUAUUGAUCACGGUGAAUACGAGUGUAAUCCUGGAUUAAAAUCAAUCCAUCUUCACAAUAAUGCAGAAAGUAAAGUAGAAGAUUACGACUUCUAUAAUAAUGCUGACGACUCCAAUACGUCCAUGAGUGUUAAUUUAAUUACGCCCCAGGAAAAACAAGAGAUAAAAACUGUGAGAAUAGUUAAAAGAGAAUCAGAAAAGCGUCAAAGAGAUAAGGAAAAAUUAAUUCCAAGCAAAUGGGACGUAACACUGGAAGAAGAUGAUUCUUCUGGAAAUUACAAUACGAUAUCUAAAUCUCUACCUUCUUCAGCAGAAAAAGGAUGUAAUGCUGAUAAAUCAAAUUCAAUUCCGAACAUCUGUGACUAUCCUGAACAGGCUCCGUCUCCGGAUAUAUCACCGGUAUUCAAAAGUGAAGCGGCGCGCCAAAUCAUCACUGAAAUGACUAAUCAAAAUAUUCCCAAACUACUAAAUAGAAGAACUGUCCCCAAAGAAAAACGAAGACAUUAUACAGCCCCCCAUAACCAUAUGUUAAUGAAAAGCUUGAACCAGAUACCAAAUGAUAGUGAUACUUUUGAUAAAAUGAAUGCAACAAGUAGAAGAGCCAGAGAUGAUUUAGAUAUGGAAAUAGCACUUAGACAGAGAAUAGAUGCCCCCGAUGUCGUCAGAUCUACUUUAAUUAAUACCGAGUUAAAAUAUAAUGAAAGAACAAUAGAUGACCUUCUAGGUAUUCCUAAUAAAAUUAACAUUCCUGAGAGGUAUGUUCCCGAACAGCUUCCACAGUUCUCAGCAGAAGAACAGGAGUAUCGUACAAAGAAAGCUGAAAGUAUUAAGAAAAUGUUAUCAGAAACAACUCUUAUAAGUACCAAUUCUACGAAUUUAAGUGGAGAAAAUCAGGAUAUUCAAAAGACUUCCAAUGGAGAAAGCAUAACAACUAGUAAGAUAUUAGACGAGAAAAAGCAGAGGGAACAUCUAUUGCAACUUAAUCAAAUUCUAGCUAAACAAGUUAUGGAGAUGAGUAAAAUUGUUGCAGAAAGAGCAACAUCUAAAGUAUCCAACGAAGAUUCUCAGAUAAGUGCCGAAGAGGAGGAUUUGUCACCUUUAACACAAUUACCUCUAUAUCAACAGCGUGAUAAUUUUUACAGUUAGUUUCCAUUUCUAUGUAAGGAAAUACUUAUGAAAGUACAUUAUAAAUUAUUUUGUGGUAUGUUAAAUUUAUAUAGCUUAAGUAUAUAAAAAAUAUGGAGAGGACAUCGUGUACGUGUACUAUAAAAGAGAAUUAUCUCUAAUUUUAACACAUAUAAGUUUGGUUACAUUGCACUGUUGAUAAAUGAGUCAGAGACCUACAUGUCCGCUAUUAUGAUCCGUUUUGUGCUUUUAGCGAUAAUUUUCUAUUAUUUAUAUUAUAGACUAAGUUGGAAUGAUCUUUUUAUUGUGACAGUGGUAGAAUAGUUCAAAAAUAGAAUUUUGUGCCUGACAAUAAAGAUUUUGUUUUAAUGGUA